Penicillium angulare is the source of this 1179-nucleotide messenger RNA. Its product is annotated as replication factor C subunit 3. The transcript is spliced from 5 exons. NCBI's taxonomy places the organism in Eukaryota, Fungi, Ascomycota, Eurotiomycetes, Eurotiales, Aspergillaceae. Gene Ontology annotation, biological process: DNA-templated DNA replication; DNA repair. The record is from RefSeq and is a predicted model, not a curated record. Gene Ontology annotation, molecular function: ATP hydrolysis activity; DNA binding; ATP binding. The coding region runs from base 1 to 1179 and encodes 392 amino acids. Gene Ontology annotation, cellular component: Ctf18 RFC-like complex; Elg1 RFC-like complex; Rad17 RFC-like complex.
AUGUCCGACUACGAGGAUGCAAUGGACGUGGAUGCGCCCAAAGACAUCCAAUUUGGGUCCGACAAUGCAGCUGGAAAGAAGAGGACAGCAGCCGAUCUCCCCGUUGAAGCUCAAGAUAAUCUUCCAUGGGUCGAAAAAUACCGCCCCGAGAGCUUAGACGAUGUUUCCGGACACCAAGAUAUUCUCGCAACAAUCAACCGCUUCGUCGAGGCCAAACGUUUCCCUCACCUUCUUCUUUAUGGCCCUCCCGGAACUGGUAAAACCUCCACGGUUCUGGCUCUUGCCCGACGGAUAUAUGGCAACAAGAAUAUGCGACAAAUGGUGUUGGAACUGAAUGCUAGUGAUGAUCGUGGAAUUGAUGUCGUUCGAGAGCAGAUCAAAACAUUUGCUAGCACAAAGCAAAUCUUUUCUAUGGCUCCCCAGACUGGCAACGAAGGCCUAGCUGGGUUCAAGUUAAUCAUUUUGGACGAAGCAGAUGCGAUGACCUCAACAGCACAAAUGGCUCUUCGUCGCAUUAUGGAGCGCUACACGGCCAACACACGAUUCUGUAUCAUCGCGAAUUACACACACAAGCUUUCACCUGCAUUAUUGUCUCGAUGCACACGAUUCCGGUUUAGCCCUCUCAAAGAAGCCGACAUCAGACAUAUUGUGAACCAGGUGGUUGAGAAAGAGGGUGUCAAGAUUCAACCAGAGGCAGUGGGUAGUCUGGUCACACUCAGCAAGGGUGAUAUGCGACGGGCAUUGAAUGUCCUUCAGGCCUGCCACGCCAGUAGUAAACCUCUUCCCAUGCGAGACGCACCCAAUGCUCCGCUCCCCGAGCCGGAGACAAUCACGAACACUACAAUUUACGACUGUAUCGCGGCCCCUCAUCCCGCUGAUAUCCAAGAAAUCAUGACUACACUCCUGACUACUAGCGAUGUUACCUCUUGUCUCAAUACCAUCAAUACCCUCAAGUCCACGAAAGGUCUCGCAUUAGCGGAUAUUUUGUCCGCGCUGGCGGAUCAAUUGCAAACACUCGAGGUCCCCGCACACACCCGUAUUACCUGGUUAGAGGGGCUCGCUGAGAUUGAGUGGCGACUGUCUAGUGGCGGAUCGGAGGCUGUCCAGACUGGCGGACUAGUUGGCGUGGUGCGGAGUGGAUGUGAAUUGAUGGGAGAGAAAGGCGUUGCAUUGACAUGA